Messenger RNA from Oncorhynchus nerka (sockeye salmon), 1103 nucleotides. RefSeq lists its product as uncharacterized. The coding region runs from base 186 to 1103 and encodes 305 amino acids. Gene Ontology annotation, cellular component: centrosome. The transcript is spliced from 5 exons. Gene Ontology annotation, biological process: spindle organization. Lineage: Eukaryota; Metazoa; Chordata; Actinopteri; Salmoniformes; Salmonidae. The record is from RefSeq and is a predicted model, not a curated record.
ACAGCAAAGAUACUAAGGUUUAUCCAAUUCAUCUGUGAUGACAGUAAUGUCAAUAUACCCCAUGUUCCUCCCCCUAUGAGAGAGUAAUCCAACUAACCCUUAAUCCAUGUUAAUCCCAGGCGGCUGUUUGUGAGCCUUCGAUUUCAAAGGUUUGUGGUUCCUGUCAUGCCAGUAGUGAAAGAUAAAUGAUGUCUACCUGGUAUAUGGACGGUGCCGAGGAUAACCGAGGGGUUUAUACAAAACAGGGACCAGAAGGACUGCUACAGAGUGAGCGCAGGAGGAUAAAGCUGCAGAGUGACCUUGUGACCUUACAGAGGGAUCAGCGCCUUAGCCGGGCUGUGCGGCUGCAGAGCCGGUGGCAGGAGCUGAGUGAGAGAGAGCGUCAGGCCCAGCAGCAGAACAGGCAGCUGCUGCAGGAGUUUGACAGAGCCCAGGACACUCUGAGAGACAUGGUCACCCGCAACGCCGCUAUGAAUACCAUAAAAGUGGAGUAUGAAAGGUAUCUGGAGGAGAGCUUCCCUCGCUGGCAGCAGCAGCUCAAACAGAAGACACUAUCUGCCCAACGCAAGCGAUUGGAGCAGCACCUGAAGGAGUGCCUGAGGAGUAUGGAGGAGGACAAUGCUGAAGAGAGGGGCUCCAGACCCCCCAUUGGAGCCCAACCUCCACUUUCUCCAUGUAACACCAACACACCCUUAUACAGUUCACCUUACCUCCCACCAACCUACCUCACUGUCAUUUCUCUUUCUUUAGGUCAUGUCCAACAGCUCCAGAAUGCCGCUGCGCAUCAAGAAUACCACAACCAAAAUGGCCACCAGGACUACAUCCAAAAUGGCCACCAUCAUCCCAGCAUCCCUUCAAUUCAGUCCUCCUGGUUGAUUCAUGCUCGUUCCCAAUGGGUUGAUUCCCAAACCAGAAUGCACUCCAAACUCCAACAAAGAGACAUGACUCACCAACCCGCUCACCCCCUCCACCCCUAUGACCCCCAGUUCCUCUACCCCCUCAGCCUUACCCUGUCCAGCACCCUCAGUCCCUCUACCCCCCUCAGCCUUACCCUAUCCAGCCCCCUCAGUCCUACUCUAACCCCAGUAAACACCACAUUGUGA